UCCACUUGCUGGAGACGUAGAUCCGGGCUUGCAGGCAGUCAAGCUGAUUAACCGAUGCACGAAAAACACUAAGUAGUUGUUGCUGGAAAGCGUCUUGUUUAAUUCUCGCAGUAAUUGACGUUUGAAGUAGCUAUUUCCACAAGGAGCUGUUUUAUCAGUUGAAAGCCAAGAUGGCGACAGCACCAUACAACUACUCCUACAUCUUCAAGUAUAUUAUUAUUGUUAUGGCAGAUUGCCCUCAUACAAUUGGUGUAGAAUUUGGUACAAGAAUAAUUGAAGUUAGUGGACAGAAGAUUAAACUCCAGAUUUGGGAUACAGCGGGACAGGAGAGAUUUAGAGCUGUUACACGGAGCUACUACAGAGGGGCUGCAGGAGCACUUAUGGUUUAUGAUAUUACCAGAAGAAGCACAUACAACCAUUUAAGUAGCUGGCUGACAGAUGCACGGAACCUCACUAAUCCAAAUACUGUGAUAAUUCUUAUAGGAAAUAAAGCAGAUCUGGAAGCUCAACGAGAUGUAACAUAUGAAGAAGCUAAACAAUUUGCUGAGGAAAAUGGGCUUUUAUUCCUGGAGGCCAGUGCAAAAACAGGAGAGAAUGUUGAAGAUGCAUUCCUUGAGGCUGCCAAAAAAAUUUACCAGAACAUCCAGGAUGGCAGCUUGGACCUCAAUGCAGCAGAAUCUGGUGUACAGCACAAACCUUCAGCUCCACAGGGUGGACGACUAACCAGUGAGCCCCAGCCUCAGAAGGAAGGCUGUGGCUGCUAGAAAACUUUUGCCUGCAGUUUUUAUUUCUGACCUUUCACCUCUGACAGGCAGUAUUUUACUGCUUUUUGUUGUCUUUACAUCUCAUUGAGUUUGAUUAAAAAACUCGCUGCUGAGACAACAGUUUAACACAGUACUAAAAAUUCAUCACUAAACACCUUUAGAAAUUAUCAGGUUAUCAGAAACUGUUAGAGUAAUAAUAAAGGAAACUUCUCCUGCAUGGUAUAAUCUUGAAUUAUAUAUUUUUUAUUUGUCCUUGUUAUAGUUCUAUACCACCAGUCCAUGAAUUUCCAGUGUCAUUUAAGGAGUAAGAGCUGGGUUUUUUGUUUGGGCUGGGGGUAUUUCAUUUUACAGUUUUGUAUUAAAGCUUUCCCUCAUCUGCUGUCAUUCUGAUUUGACAAUAAUAAAAGAAAAUUUUGCUGUGAAAGCUUAAGAACCCCCUACUGAAAUGUUUGAAAUUAUACCCCUCAGAAUAAUCUGUCAACUGUUUCUUGCAGAGGUUUAUUUGUCUUAAAUUUCCACAGGGAAGUUAUAUAUUUUUCUUUUCCUUGUGCCGAAUAGCUUUAUCUUGCAUAAUGCCAUUUUAUCAUUUACAUUUAUUAAUAACGUAAAUAUGUAUAAAAAUCUGAAGGGAACGUGAGCUAACAUUUGAAUACAUUCUGUGUAUAUGAUUUUAAUGAAGAAAAUUGAUUCUGCUGGCACUAUUGCAUAACUAGGUUGUAAAAUAUGCCCAUGUGACCUACAUAUUGUGUGUUUAGCACAGCAACAUUUAUAAGUUAAAUUUUACAAAAAAAAAACAAGAUUUUCUUUGACACUAGUUGAGUUUCUGAUAGAAAUAUAUUUGUUCCAUCAUUGCACUGUGGUAUACCUAUGCUGUUUAUAAAUCCUGUUGUUGCGCUGUCAGCUGUGUGUUUAACAUGCUUUUUCCUCUUCUGUAAAUGUCUUGUAUUAUGGGGCUGUAUUUUUCUGCCUUACAUUGUAUAAAGAGGCUGGGGUAAUUAUUGCACACUUAUGCUUUUAUAUAUGAACGUUACCUUAAAAGGUACACUUACUCUAGAAACAUUGUAGUACUACUGCUGUAGGGGGAUUUUGUAACUAAACAUUUGUGCAUUUUAAACACUACAGUUUGCAUUUUUUUAACAAUCCUGUCUUUCUAAGUUGUCCCCACUCCUUUGUUCUAUUUAUUUUUUUUUUGUACAAGAGUAGCAGUUUUUGUUUUGAACAUACUGCUUUAACUUCACAAUGAAUAAAUGUAACAUAACCCUGUCGGACUCUCAAACCACUGAGUUGUCUGUGUACUUAACUGAAAUACGAGUCAGAAGUUGAGUUUAAGCAGCAUCUUCUAAAUAGUUAAUGGCUUGUAGCUGCAGUGUUAAAUGCAAAACAUAGUUUCAAAAUCCCUCUAAGAGGCAGUAAAAAAUGUUUGUUACAGCAUUUGACAGGUACCAGAAUACUGUAAAUGUGAACAUUGAAAACGGUUUAUGUAGAAUUGGGAGUGAGCUAGUUAAUGUGCAUUGUUCUUUGUUUACUUAUGUCUAGUCUGUUUUAAAGUUAAACUAAAGAAAAAUCAGGAAGGCACCAAUUUAUGUAUUUUAUUACAUUUUCAAUCUUAAAUGUGUGCCUGUAAUAAGGCAUUUGCCCAGGGACCAUGGCCUGUUAAUGAAAUAAACAUGUGAUAGACAAGGACUUGAAAAUCA
Protopterus annectens (West African lungfish) is the source of this 2458-nucleotide messenger RNA. RefSeq names its product RAB14, member RAS oncogene family (gene RAB14). Lineage: Eukaryota; Metazoa; Chordata; Ceratodontiformes; Protopteridae. Gene Ontology annotation, cellular component: phagocytic vesicle; recycling endosome; Golgi apparatus. Gene Ontology annotation, molecular function: GTP binding; GTPase activity. Gene Ontology annotation, biological process: phagosome maturation; Golgi to endosome transport; endocytic recycling. The record is from RefSeq and is a predicted model, not a curated record.